Colletotrichum orchidophilum is the source of this 1236-nucleotide messenger RNA. RefSeq names its product parasitic phase-specific protein PSP-1. The transcript has 5 exons. Bases 1 to 1236 code for a protein of 411 amino acids. Gene Ontology annotation, cellular component: fungal-type vacuole; plasma membrane. The record is from RefSeq and is a predicted model, not a curated record. NCBI's taxonomy places the organism in Eukaryota, Fungi, Ascomycota, Sordariomycetes, Glomerellales, Glomerellaceae.
AUGGGAUCUGCGGCCGACUCUGAAUCCGAUAUUCUGGGUGAAUGUUUUGGAGGGUACACGUGUCUCAUCUCUCUUUUUUACGGCCGUCGUUCGCUUGGCCGGAUGAUCGCAGACGCAAGCGGCAACUCCCUUUUCGACCGCUCACGGAAUGCCUCUAUGCAUAAGUACCUACCUUCUGCGCCCCCAGAUCUCAACGUCUUCUCCAAACUUCAAGCUGUCUCAUCUCACAUCCGUCCUCCAUCCUUAGUGUCCUCAUCUUUUCCCUUCGGCAUCAUGUCUGCAACACAGCUCCCGAACGGCUACAAGUCGUUCGGCCCGAAAGCCAACUGUACCCUCGAAGUAUGCCCGCUUGAGGCCAGUCUCCUACGUUAUCGCCCAUCGGUACCUGUCAACGGAACGUUCAUCGGACUCUUUGCUCUGGCCAUGAUCAUACAUACAAUUCAAGGUCUCCGGUCCAAGAACUGGGGAUUCAUGGCUAGCAUGAUCGGCGGUUGCCUACUCGAAAUCGUCGGUUAUGUUGGGAGACUCAUUCUCAAUGACAACCCGUUUUCUUUUGGUGGAUUCCUUUUGCAGAUCAUCUGCAUCACUGUCGGACCAGUCUUCUUCUGUGCUGCCAUUUAUGUCAUGCUGUCCAAAGUAAUCAUCAACGUCGAUCGAUCGAUAUCCAGAUUCAACCCGAGACUAUGUUACUACGUCUUUAUUCCGUGCGAUAUUGUGUCCCUCAUUCUACAAGCAACUGGCGGCGCUUUAUCCAGUAUUGGAAACAACAAAGCGGCCGUGCAAAGGGGUGUUAAUCUCUCCCUGGCCGGACUCAUCUUCCAGGUUGUCUGUCUGAUCGCCUUUUGCGCUCUCUUCGCCGACUACCUCGUCACCUGCAUGAGGUCGAAUGCCCGACAACGCAUGACCAAAAACAUGAAGAUUUUCCUGGCAUUUCUCUUCAUCUCCACCAUUUUGAUUCUGGUACGAUGCUCUUACCGUAUCGAAGAAUUGAAGGAGGGUUACUUCAGCCCCAUGUUCCGCAACCAACCCUUGUUCAUUGGACUUGAAUCUUCAGUCAUGGUAGUUGCUGUGUUCUGCCUCGUCAUCGGAAACCCUGCGAUUGGCUUCAGCACAGCUGGAGAGAGAAAGGAAUCGACCGCGUCCGGGGCCUUCGACCAUCUCCCCUCGCGGCAGGGAAGUAUGCCAGCGGAGAUGAGCGACAGAAAGGACACAUUACCAGGAUCAAUCAAUGUGUAA